AUGACUCCCAGCAGAGGCCUCGGGUCUAUACCGGCUUGUGCCGCUAGGCAUAAAUUCUGUUCAAGAGCAGUCCGGCAGCACUCUCGACCGUUCACUGCUUUCGCGCCGUUACAAUCUGGCCACAACCGCUGGUCGAAGAUUAAGCACGACAAAGGCGUGGCAGAUGCCAGAAAGAACCGCCAACGCUCAGCAUUUGCCCAAGAGAUCACCACCGCCUCGAAGCUAUUCGGCCCUGAGCCGUCGAUGAACCCGCGACUGGCCGAUCUUGUUACUAAAGCCAAGAGAGAGGGAUUUGCGAAGGCGUCUAUCGAAGCGGCAAUAGCGCGAGGUCAAGGGAAGAGCACGAGCGGCGCGAAUCUUGAGAGUGUCAUGGUGGAGGGGAUGUUACCGAACAACGUGGCAGUAAUUGUGGAGUGUGAGACAGACUCUAAGCUUAAGACGCUCGCGGAUGUGAGGCUCGCAAUGAAAGAUGCAGGCGGAAGUGCGACACCUUGCUCAUAUCUGUUCGAGAAAAGAGGGAAGGUCGUUCUCGAGCCAAAAGAAGGCAUCGACUUGGAGAGCGCGUUAGAGGCAGCCCUCAAAGUUGAUGUCACAGAUCUCGACGAGGACGAUGAGGGUAACAUCGUGGCCUAUUGUGGUGCAAGCGACACGAAGGCAGUUGGAGAAGGUAUGAGCGCCGCUUUGGGGACUGUAAUUAAAACGAGCGAUAUCGUCUGGAGUCCCAACUUGGAGACACAGGUUGCACUAUCCAGCGAGAACCAGGUAGCCGAGCUGGGCAGCUUCGUGGACAAUCUGCUUGACAAGGAGAACUCUGUCCAAGCAGUAUCGAUGAAUGUCGCCCAAGGGAGCGCGAGUGAGGGGCCUUGGAAGGAACUGCAAAGCCGACUCAGUGCAUGCUGUGCGUGA
This is a messenger RNA of Saxophila tyrrhenica, 906 nucleotides long. RefSeq lists its product as uncharacterized. NCBI's taxonomy places the organism in Eukaryota, Fungi, Ascomycota, Dothideomycetes, Mycosphaerellales, Extremaceae. Gene Ontology annotation, cellular component: mitochondrion. The record is from RefSeq and is a predicted model, not a curated record. The coding region runs from base 1 to 906 and encodes 301 amino acids. The transcript has a single exon.